AUGGGUAGAGUUAUCAUUUGGUUCCUGGUGCCAGAGCUAGAGAGCAGCAGCGAGGAGGAGUUUGGGGAACCCUACAUGCACAAAGUCAGAAUUGAGGUGGAAGGACAGUCACAGAUCUAUAUCUCAAGUUGGGCUGAUGAUACCCCAGGUGAUGGGUAUGAUGAUGCUGAAGAACUGUCUGGGCCUGAAAUUCCCCCUGACUCUCAAAUGAAUGAGGAGGGUACUAUGAGGCUUUCCAAUGAAUGGGAUAAGUACAGUGAAGCCUGCAUAGCUCUGGAAAACUUUGUGGCUGAUUCAGGCACCCCCAAGGGCUGCUGUGUUGGUGGGGUCUGCCUUGGCAUGCUGCUUUGUGAUCCACUUCCACCUCUGUUUGGAGCAGAUAUGAAAUUGAGGCUGGUGAAUGGAAAGAACCGCUGUGAGGGGAGAUUGGAAGUGUUUCAUAAUGGAGAGUGGGGAACGGUAUGUGAUAAUGGCUGGGACAAUCAGGAUGCCAGAACAGUCUGUAUACAGCUUCGAUGUGGAAAUAUCAUGAAAGCUCAUAAAAAAGCCCACUUUGGAAAAGGAUCUGGACGCAUUUGGCUUGAUGAUGUUGCCUGCAAGGGGAAAGAGCUAGAUCUUUCAGAGUGUCAACACAGAGAAUGGGGACAACACAACUGUGACCAUGAAGGUGAUGCUGGAGUGACCUGCUUAGAUGGAGCAAACACCUUGAUAAGGCUAGUUAAUGGACAACACCAGUGUAUGGGAAGAGUGGAAAUUUUUUACCAGUUAAAAUGGGGGACAGUGUGUGACCAAGAUUGGGACCAUAAAGAUGCCACAGUGGUGUGCAAACAGCUAGGAUGUGGAAAUGCCAUACAGGCUCAUCAGAAGGCUCAUUUUGGACGUGGAUCCCGACAUAUUUGGCUCAGUAAUUUUAAUUGCAAUGGGAAAGAAUUAGAUCUCUUAAAGUGUCAACAUGGAAAAUGGGGACAACACAACUGUGAUCAUGGUGAUGAUGCUGGAGUGACCUGCUCAGGUGGACUACAUCUGGAGGUGAGACUGGUAGAUGGAAAGCACCACUGUGAAGGAAGGUUAGAAGUGCUAUACCAGGAAAAAUGGGGGACAGUGUGUGAUAAUAAAUGGGACGAUGAAGAUGCCACUGUGGUAUGUCAACAGCUGCGAUGUGGACCUACUGGAAAAGCCCACAAGAAAGCUCACUUUGGAAGAGGGUCAGGAAGCAUCUGGCUUGAUGAAGUUGCUUGUGAUGGGAAUGAGUCAGCUCUUUCAGACUGUAGACACAGAGAAUGGGGACAGCAUGACUGUACUCAUAUGAAUGAUGCUGGGGUGACCUGCUUAGGUGGAACAGAUCUGGAGUUGAGGCUGGUGAAUGGAAAGAAGUUCUGUGAAGGGAGAUUAGAAGUGCUGUACCAGGGCGAGUGGGGGACGGUGUGUGACUAUGGCUGGGAUGAGGAGGAUGCUGCUGUGGCGUGUAAGCAGUUGGGAUGUGGGUCUGUCGUGGAGGCCCAUGGGAACGCUCACUUUGGAGAAGGGGCAGGACCCAUCUGGCUCAGUGAGCUUGUCUGCAGCGGCCAAGAGUCAGCCCUCUCGGACUGCGGACACAGUGGAUGGGGACAACACAGCUGUCGACACCUUUGGGAUGCCGGGGUGACUUGUUUAGAAAAUGGACAGCUCCGGCUGGUGAAUGGGGAAAGAGAUCCUUGCUCUGGCAGAGUUGAAAUUUACUACAAUGACACAUGGGGUACCAUCUGUGAUGAUUCUUGGGACAUGAGUGAUGCUCACGUGGUGUGCAGGCAACUGGGUUGUGGAGUGGCCUUCAAAGUCAUGGACUCUUCUCACUUUGGAAAAGGAUCAGGGCCCAUCUGGCUGGAUGAGCUUAGCUGCUUUGGAAAUGAGUCCUACCUGGCGGAGUGCCCUUCUCUCCACUGGGGCCAGCAUGAUUGCAGUCACAAAGAGGAUGCAGGAGUCAUCUGCUCAGAGUCCCUGGAUCUCAGGCUAGUGAGUGAUGACUAUGAUUGUGCUGGAUGGUUGGAGGUUUUCUACAAUGGGACGUGGGGCAGUGUCUGCUCCAAUCUCAUGGACAGCAACACCGUCUCAGUCAUCUGCAGACACCUGAGUUGUGGAAACAGGGGGUAUCUUGAUUUCCAUUCUAGCCACAGAAGUUUGCCUGUCAAGUGGGUAGAUAAAAUCAACUGCCAAGGCCAGGAGUCCUCCCUUUGGCAUUGUCCUUCUCAACCCUGGAAUCAUGCUUCUUGCUUUCAGGAACAAGAAGCCUAUAUCAUAUGUAAAGGAAGGAAGAACACUGACUGCCCUCCCUCCAGACAAUGCACAGAUAAAGACAAACUCCAGCUCAGGGGAGGAGAGACCCCAUGCUCUGGACGAGUGGAGAUCUGGCACGAUGGCUCCUGGGGGACAGUAUGUGAUGACUCUUGGGACCUAGCAGAGGCUAAUGUGGUUUGUCAGCAGCUGGGCUGUGGUUCUGCUCUGGCUGCCCUGGAAAGGGCUGCAUUUGGCCCAGGAAAUGGGACCAUUUGGCUGGAUGAGGUACAGUGCAGAGGGAAAGAGUCUUCUCUAUGGGAUUGCCCUGCAGAACCCUGGGGGCAGAAUGACUGUAAACACGAUGAGGAUGCUGCUGUGAUGUGCUCUGGACGAAUCACUAAAACAGUUCCUGCUUCUUUGAAUCCUGGUUUCUUCUCCCUACCCUGGAUCCUCUAUCUCAUUUUGGGGGCCCUUCUAUUCUUGCUCCUCUUUCUCCUGGGGAUCCAGCUACACAAAAAGAAGGUCCAGCAACAAGCUGUGUCUGGAUAUGGGGAUUCUUUUUAUGAAACCAUGUACCAAGAGAUCAAUUAUGAGCUGACAGAGAAUGAGGAGGACCUUUUGAGCAACCCAGGAUACAGUGAAGAGGAAGGUAAUGGAAAGGGAAAAGCCAAACAGGCAAAAACCAAAGCUCUUUUAGGAGGUUUCUGCUCCAGAGGGUCCAGCUGA
Gracilinanus agilis (Agile Gracile Mouse Opossum) is the source of this 2979-nucleotide messenger RNA. RefSeq names its product scavenger receptor cysteine-rich type 1 protein M130-like. The transcript is spliced from 14 exons. Gene Ontology annotation, cellular component: membrane. Lineage: Eukaryota; Metazoa; Chordata; Mammalia; Didelphimorphia; Didelphidae. The record is from RefSeq and is a predicted model, not a curated record. The coding region runs from base 1 to 2979 and encodes 992 amino acids.